AUGUCGAAAGGAAGAACAUUUGAUUAUUCUCCUACUUCUGUGUUGAUAGAAGAAUUAAAAAAAGUUGAAAGUAGUGAUCAAGCAUUUUUCCUUCAUGUUUAUGAAUCCAUAGUUAUAUCUGGAAAUCCUAAUGAAGAUCUUCUUGAGUUUAUUGUGCAUGAGUUGUUUCAAAUUACUUUUGUUGAGGAUAGUCUCCAUCAUUUGCUGAAGGAUAGUGUUAUAAUAUUCAGAUCUAUUAUUGGCAAGCACCCUUAUCUUAUGUCUACUUUUUUAAAAGAAGUAAACCAAACUGAUGGAGAGAAAAUUAUUAAGCAUGCUACUUAUGUUUUGGAAAAAAUUUCCUUGGAGCAGUGGAUUCCAACACCAAAAGAUAUUGUUAAUAUUUCUCAAUGGCUGUUGUCCUAUAAUCUAUCGAUGGCAAAAAACCAUAUUGCACGAAUUUUACUUGAAAAAAUGAACUGGAAAUUCUCUCCUCAGGGCGAUCUGACUUUGCCCCUUAAACUACACAGAGAAAUUGCAGUUUUAGUUUUGCAAGCUUACAUGAAAUUUGAUAAUAAUGGAAAUGAAUGGAGUGUAUCACGUGGCUUAAACCAGAUCUUGCAUUAUACUUCACUUAAAAGUGUUUCUAAAGAAGAUGAAGGUUUCGUUCCUUGGGCUUGGAGACUUUUAUUCUCUCUUAAACUACAUGCAUUGGACAGCAAGCAUCCGAAUUGGGUAAAUGUUUAUGAUGGAUUAAUAGAAAUUCAUGAUUUACCUAAUCCUUUUGAGGACCUUUGGCUGCAUCCAUUGAAGUUAGCAUAUGAAUCAAAUCAUCCUGCAGCAUGUUACUUAAUGCUUGUGAUGACAGAUAUUGGACAUGGGGUAAAAAAAUUGAUGAAAUAUGGGUUAGAUUGUUUGAUAUCUCUCAUUAAUAAUCAGCAUUACUUGGCAGCUAUUCAGUCUCUUUACUAUGUUUUACCUUUUUUUGAGAAAAAUUCUGAUGAACUUUUAGCACAAACAGAAUUCAUCAAAGCUAUGGGUAGUUUAAUGAUAGCAGAUGCGUCAGUAAUUUCAAAGAUAACAGGAGAAGCUAUUGUUGGUGCAGUUCUUCUGAAGCUUGCCUCAAUGAUAAAGCAUCAAAUUGCAGAAGCUGGUAGUUUGACAAUUGAAUGUGCUUUACCUCUUUUAAAACUCUGGAUCAAGCUUCUGUUAAAAGUGUUGGCCCAUCCAUCAUUGAAAUCAUGUAUUAAAGGUUAUUCAAAACAAAUACAUUAUCUUUUAGAUAUUGUUUUGCAAAUAGCUUUUACGGACUCCUAUACUAGAGACAGUAUUUUGGAUCUCCUUUAUACUCUUGGUGCUAUUCAUUUGUCCGAUAAUAACACUGCUAACUCAUCAUUUUGGAACAAAUGGAAUAAAAAUAAUGACUCUAAUUUUUUUUCAAUAUUACAAGAAGAAACAUCAUCAGAAUUUGCAUGGUUAGCAUUCAGUGUUAUUUGGUCUGAAUCAAAACAAGAACUUAUGCAAGCUUUGUGGAAAAGAGUUCAAAAUGAAAUAUACAAUGAUGAUAAAAUCAGUAUUUCCCUAGCCAUUAAAAAGUCAGCUCUUUUUCUAAAAAUUCCACUUCCAACUCCAGAUGUUCUCCCAAUUUAUAGAUGGAGUAAACAAAUAAUAGCCACUCCUGUGUCUCACCCAUCUUUGCCAAUAAUGUGGCAACAGUUCUUUCUACUCUACUUUCAAAGAAUUUCUUUAGAAACUCAAGCUCCUCGAAGCCUGGGUGAAUAUUAUUUUAGAACAGGUAAUUCAAGACUUUUAUUUGAAAGGUUAAAAAAGUGCUUGGAUGAAUCUGUUAAGUUUUGGUUGGAUAAAUUGCAAACAACUAAACAUUCUAAAGAAUCAGAGAACCCAGAAGAACCUUUGAAGACUUGUAAGACAGGUGUUGAAAAAUGUAAAAGUACUAAAGAACAGUCCUUCAAUUUAGAACUAUGCAGGAUUUUUAAAGGUUUUUCUUUGUGGCUUACUGACCUAAAUCUACAUACUCCGAAUGUUUGCUAUUCUGCUUUGGAUCCAAAAUAUUGUUGUGAACGUCUGCAAUUAAUUUAUAAUGAUGAUAAAGAACUUUGGUUUGAUUUAAUAUCUACUAAUGGUAUGCAAGAGAUGUUAGGACAAAAACUUUCCUCAUGGACUGUAAAAAAAUCCUUUUCUAUGGAGAGCUUUCAGUCGCAAGAUAAGAACUCUUUUGAUCGGAUCACGAGACAUCUUAAGCUUUGUAAUGCAAAAUCUUUCAAUUGUACUGCUGAUAUUGAACCACCAACACUGGACAUUGAGGAAGCUGCUUUGUCUUCUUGGGAUUUACUGCGUAAGCUAAUUGAAACCAAUCAGAGACUGAUUUUUGAAAAAGCCAAAAGCUUUACAGAUUUUUCAAACAAACUAACGCAACUUAACUUUGACUAUGAAAAUUUAGUUCCUCAAGAAUAUGAUAUUUAUGAUACUAAGAUUGAAGUUAAGAAAGAAUGUUCUAAAGGUAUUAACUGUUCUGGCCCAAGACAUUUCAAAUUAAAAGUUCGUCGAUAUAGUCCUAAUCUAAGAAUACAAGAAAAACUAGAAAAGAAUCAAGUUGACCAUCGAAUGAUUACAGAGCAACUUUUGAAUUUUCCAAUGCAUCGACUGUGUUCGGCAUCAAUUCAUGUUGAAAAUUACAUCAAAACUUUAUCCUUGAAAUUAAAAUCAGCUGAAGGUGAAAGUGCUAAAAAAAUUAGAGAAAUAGGAGAAGCUUUGUUUUAUCAUGAGUUGAAAGUUAUUGAUAAAGUUUUACCAACUGUCUCAAAUUUUUCUCCUUCAAGACAGUUUUUCUCCACUAUUAUAGAAUCUCUGGGAAAGGAAUUUAUUCUUGGCCAAGCAAGUCAAUUAUUACCUUUAGCAACAGCUAUAGUACACUGUGAGAAUUCUGGUGUGCUAGCUUCUAAUCUACUAUUGCCAAAUAUUGCUCCAGUAUUGUUGUUGCCUGAUUUGUAUGAAAUUGUUACCUAUGCUGUGACUCAUGAUAGUUUUAAUUCUGCCUUUGUCUUACUUAGUAAGAUUGAUAUCAAACUAAUUUUAGAACAACAAAAACCAGAUAUCUCUGUCCGAAAAAAAAUCUUUGACUGUAUAUGCUCUGCCUUGUUUGCAUGUGGCUAUAAAAUUAAGAAAGAAGAUCUUCCAUUUUAUGAGGUUCUCAAAAAACAAUACUCUGCCUUGAUGCUAUGGAUGUUUCCUGAACUGUUUUGUGAUGCUACUAGGUUUUGUAUUGAAGGUAUGGAACAAGAAAAAAUAUCUUCUGAUAUAUUCUAUGAAACAAUAUGCUGUACUGGUUGCUUUAGAUUAAAUGAAAAAUCUUCUAUGCAUGAAAUCCAAAAUGCCUUGAAAAAGUUUGCACAAAAUAUGCUUUUACCUCCUGAUCAACAGAUAUAUGUCUCUAGUAAUCCCAUAAACAUUCUGCAGGUAAAGGAUACUCUUGAGUUUUUGCAUGAAAAAUUUGAAAGAACAAGGCAAUGUCAAGUAUUAGACUUUUAUGAGACACAUGCCAAAUAUAUUAAACCUUUUGGAUUAUACAUGGCUCUUUUAAAUCAUUCUUUGUUACUCCUAUUGACUGAAAAUUUCACUAAAGAAUUUUGCAGUGUUGUCAACGUAUGGAAAUUAAUCUCAGAUUCAUUUACUCCAUGGUUACAUCCUACUGUUCAUAAUUCUCACUUAAAUUUUCCCUGGUCUGAUAUUCAAAUAGAAAAUGCUAGAUAUAUGUUUCAAAUGUUUACUUUAACUUUGACUAAUCUACACGAGCUGCUACAAAGAGCUGAAUUCAGAGAUGAAGAGAGCAGAAAUAUUCUUUCUCAUUGUUGGACUCAGUAUGUCAGUAUUUAUGUAAAGCCUGGAUUACGUCAUUAUUCGAUUUCAGUGUGUCAUUCAGAGUAUAUAAACUUACCUUGGCAUCAAUUUUAUCCUGAUCCAGAAGACAUUGAUAACAUGUGCACUGUUCUUCAAAGUGAUCUGUAUGAAAGUAAAGAGUUCCUUGCGAAAAUAAGUUUAAAAAUACCAUGGUCAGAUCUGAUAAAAAAUAUUGGUAUAUUUCAAUCAUGUGAACAAGUUCAAAAAAUACUAGCUACACUUGGUAAACUACUCAUUAUAUCCGGACUAGAUGUUUCAUUGACUCAGAGCAAUGCACAUAAAAAUAAAAUAGGAGUUUUGGAAGAUCUACCAUGGUUCAUAUUGACUUUGGAAGAUGUUCGAAGUUUGUUAACUUUGUAUUACUCAUCAUAUAAUCCUCAAAAUAUCAUUAAAGAUGAUCCUCAAGGAAGUCCAAAUUUUUAUAUUUUGCAGUUUUUGAAAAUAAUUUGUGGCAUGACAUUGACUACUGGAGAUGAAAGUUUCAAUAUGCAACCAAAGCAACUUAUUUUCUUUCAUUAUUUCAGUACCUCUUUAUCUCAAGACAUUAUUAAAAAAGAAUCACCUUUAAGAAAUGAACAUAAUUUAAUUAAGAUUCUGCCAGAAUUACUCAGUGACAUUGAUAACUUAUUAAGAAAUAUAAAGCCAGACAAACAAAUGUCGCAUGCAUUGCCAUUGGCUCGGGAAAUUUUGGGAUUUCUUAAUAACAUACCGGAAUCUAGUCUUGAAGAAAUUGCUGUUAACUCAGUUGUCUCAUGGUUGAAAUGCCACCACACUAGUCCAGUUCUUUUACCGUGUCUUCAAACAGCUUGUCAAUGCCUAAACACAGUUUCAAGUGCAGUUACUGUUGCAGAAUGCUGCAUUGUAUCUCGUUUUAAUAUAGAAUUGAGUAAUCCAGAUGAUGUUAAGAUUAUAUGGAAUGUUGUUAACAACUCCUUUCAAAUCCAAGCUAUGUCAAGAGACGAAUUUAUUAAUACCUGUGUAUAUAAAAACGCCUUUCUCACUUUAUACUGUCAUGUGCUAGAGAGAAUUUUAAAAUCCUCUACCUCAGAAACUAAGAAACUGUUGUUAACAAAUAUUGUUAACUGGAUACAAAGAGCUGAUUUGAAAAAUGUUAAAGAGUCUGAUGAAGGAAAGUGCUUGUUGUUGUGGGAUAAAGUUUUAGAAUUAAGUAUUCUACUUGCUUAUGAAGAUGAAUGUCAGGUUGUCCAGAGAUCAUUGAAGGCAUUUUGUCUUAGAAUAUCAUUACUUGGUGAAGAUAAGACUAGUAAUGGAAUUUUAGGUGCCAUUGGGCUGGGAUCUAGUUCUCAUUUAUCUGUAAAUUUCAGGUUUGUUUGUCGCAUUAUCUCUGCAUUUCUUCUUCAUCAAUUACCUGUCAAUGCUGGAAUUCGAUUAGAGCCAAUGGCAACUGGACACAUGCCCAAAGAUGCUAAAAAACUAUCUCCAUCUGAGCCAGGUCCUAGUUUGGAAGCCAUUCAAUCUUUGGAAAAUUUGCGCUCCUUAUUAAAAAACAAAUCUUAUUCUGCUCUUCGUGAACUAGUCAGUAGUGCAAUAGAAUACAUUUUAAAUUCAAACCAUUGUCUUUCAGAUAGUCGUCAAUUUUUAAGAAGUUACUCACUAUUGGUUUUUCCUAAACAAACAUUUUUAUAUAGUAUUGGUUUGUAAAUACAGAAUUGGAACUGGUAACUUUGCCAUCUUUUGCCCCAGAAAACUACAGUAGAGAACCGAUUAUCCGGAACAAUCGGGACCAUCACUAUUCCGGGUUACUGAUUUUUCCGGUUUUCUGAAUCGCUACAAAAAGCCGUUUUUUUUUUAUUGUUAAACCCAACUAAAAAAAAAACAAAUAUUUGGAAA
Parasteatoda tepidariorum (common house spider) is the source of this 5748-nucleotide messenger RNA. The record is from RefSeq and is a predicted model, not a curated record. NCBI's taxonomy places the organism in Eukaryota, Metazoa, Arthropoda, Arachnida, Araneae, Theridiidae.